Messenger RNA from Harmonia axyridis, 2417 nucleotides. Its product is annotated as sodium/potassium-transporting ATPase subunit beta-2. Gene Ontology annotation, cellular component: sodium:potassium-exchanging ATPase complex. Gene Ontology annotation, biological process: intracellular sodium ion homeostasis; potassium ion import across plasma membrane; intracellular potassium ion homeostasis. The record is from RefSeq and is a predicted model, not a curated record. Lineage: Eukaryota; Metazoa; Arthropoda; Insecta; Coleoptera; Coccinellidae. Gene Ontology annotation, molecular function: ATPase activator activity. Bases 114 to 1061 code for a protein of 315 amino acids. The transcript has 7 exons.
ACGCAGAACUGUCUUCGAUCUUCUCAGCACUGUGGGGAGUAGUCGCUCCAUUUGAAAAAGGCUUCCUUCGUGAGAUAAUUUGAAACUGAGUGCGACUCCUCAAGAAACUCGACAUGGCUGAUAAGAAAGGCGAACUCAUGUACACAAGACCCCCAAAAUUAUCUGGUUGGGAUAGUUUCAAAGUUUUCCUAUGGAAUUCCGAAACCAGCCAGUUUUUGGGAAGAACUGGAGCCAGUUGGGGAAAAAUCCUCUUAUUCUACCUUCUUUUCUACGCUGCAUUGAUUGGAUUCUUUUCUGCUAUGCUGGCUGUGUUUUACCAAACAUUGGAUGACAGAAAACCAAAAUGGAAAUUAGAAAAAUCGCUCAUCGGAAGCAACCCAGGUCUUGGAUUCAGACCAAUGCCUCCAGACAGUAAUGUUGAGAGCACCCUGGUUUGGUAUAAGGCCAGCGACAAGGGUAACAUCCAGUUCUGGCAACAGCAACUAGAUGCAUUCUUAGCUACUUACGAAAAAGAGAACAAUCCCAACUACAAUAAUGUAGAGACAUGCCAACCUCAUCAGAAGCCAUCGAAGGGUAAAGUCUGUGAUGUCAAGUUAGACGGAGAAUGGCAGAAAUGCGUUAAAGAAAAUGGAUAUAACUAUGAUUCUCCAGAAGGAGGACCAUGCAUAUUCUUGAAACUCAACAAGAUCUACGGAUGGGAACCUGAAUAUUAUAAUUCCACAACCGUACCAGAAAAUAUGCCCGAAUAUUUGAAGCAGGAGAUUAAAGAUGCUGAAGAAAGGAACGACUACAAAUAUGUGUGGGUCAGUUGCCAGGGAGAAAAUCCUGCAGAUGUUGAAAAUAUAGGAAUGAUUCAAUACUUGCCAAAAUGGGGAUUCUCGUCAGAAUACUUUCCAUUCGAAAAUGUAGAUGGCUAUCUGAGUCCAUUGGUAGCGGUCUACUUUGAGAAACCAAGACGUGGAGUUCUUAUCAAUAUUGAAUGCAAAGCUUGGGCCAAAAACAUCAUCCACGACCGAGCUGACAGGAGAGGAUCAGUUCACUUUGAGUUGAUGAUAGACUAAGCCGAAUAAUUUUCGUUUCGAUAGAUUUUGAACGAACAUAUUUGUUACUGCCAAUUCAAAAUUUUCCGUGAAAAACUUUGAGAAUACUUCAUCUACGAUCGACAUUUUUCGCACAUCUAAAUCAAUGAGAAAUAGGUACAAAAAAAGUAACGUCACAAAACAGAACAACACAAUCGAGGCUUCAGUAUUGGGUUCAUAUUUAUUCCAAUUCGAAAACGAGAUGAAGUUUAAGGAACCUAUUUUAUUCUCCUUGAAGGAAAUAGGUUCUGUGAUAUAUAAAGCAAAUGAAUUUUACAGCAUAUUGUACUUUGUUAUCAUAAAAGAGUAACUCUUAGGGUAUAAUUUAUACAAUUCGUUUUUCAGUUCAGCAAUAAUUCCAUUAUUAUAAGAACACAUGAUAAUACUUGAUAACAAGGUAUCGCAUUAGCUCAAAAUGUAGUAUUUUAAGUUGUAUGUAUGUUUAUAAUUGUAAGCAGUUAUGUUUUCAUUAUGAAUUGCAUAUUGUUCAACUCCACUGUAUUGCACAUUCAGUUUAAAGAUUUCAUAUCAGACGGUCAUCAAAGAAACAAAAAAAAUUUUAUAUAUUCAAUUCAGCUAGUAAUUAUGUAUAUAUGUACUGAAAGUAUAGAAUGUGGAAAAAUGAAAUCUUUGGAUUUUCCUGUGAAAUACUAUGGAUCUUUGAAUGAUCAACAUUGAAUUUAAUAAUACACAUUCCAAAAAAAAAAAAUAUGUGUAAAGUGAACAAAAUAGGUCUAAUAAAUACAAGUGAAAUGUUACCAUGACUCUCAAGAGUGUUCAAAAAAGAGACGAAACUAUUCAUGGUUAUGUGCUUGAUAUUUUUAGAAAUAUCGGAUAGUAAUUUAUUAACAUAUUACCUAGAAUUUUAGUAUAUAUGUUAUGGCGAAUAAUGGUAUAGAAUUAUAGAUCGAUGACAUUGUUAAUUGUAACUAGUAUUGCAGGUGAUCAUUUUAUUUGUUUAAAGUUUUUGUUAUAUUUAUUGAAUAGUUUUAAUGCUGCCUUAGUGGACGUACUUAUAGUUUUUGACUUAUUUGAAGCACAAAAGCUUUAGAAUCUCUGAAGAUCUUGCCUAAUGAGAUAUGUUGAGUUCAAUAAAAUAUUUUAUCCCUUAUAUUGAAGAAAUUGUUGGAGUCUGAACUGUGUUCAGCAUAGUUUCGUAUAUUCGACACCUAUGUGUAAUUAUUAUAUUAUUGUGAAGCUGUGGAGCUUUCUCAAAUUCGAUUUUUAUUAUCUGGACAUUCAAUUAAAUAACUUUAUCUAUUACUUAUGAAUUCCCUUGUAAGAAAUGAUUCAUUUCGUUUCAGAAAUAUUGAACAAUAAACGAUCAGUUGAAGGCUA